Molecule: messenger RNA, 639 nt
Organism: Acanthamoeba castellanii str. Neff
Lineage: Eukaryota; Discosea; Longamoebia; Acanthamoebidae
Product: Na+/H+ antiporter, putative
Exons: 7
Coding region: 1-639 (212 amino acids)
Biological process (GO): proton transmembrane transport
Cellular component (GO): membrane
Molecular function (GO): antiporter activity
Source: RefSeq, a predicted model, not a curated record
AUGUUGAUCAUCGUGCGGCCCAUCCUCACCUGGCUGUCCAAGACUGUCAAUUCGCACAACACGAUGAAGCACGAGUUCGUGAUCCUCAUUCUUGCUCUACUCUUCAUCUCGGCUUGGGUUACCGACAUGAUAGGGGUGCACUCCAUGUUCGGCGGAUUCCUAUUGGGCGUCAUCACUCCGCGCGACCACCUCGUGGCCCUGCGAAUCACCGAAAGAGUUGAGGAGUUGAUAAUGAUAAUCUUGCUGCCGCUCUACUUCACGUAUCUGGGCCUGAAGACCGACCUGAGCACCAUCAACUCACACCAGGCUGGCGUGUCGGUCGUGCUUAUUAUUCUCGCCUCCAUGAUAGGCAAGAUCGGGGGCGCCGCAGCAGCCGCACGCCUCCUGCGUAACUCGUGGAGGGAAUCGUUGACGAUUGGCUUCUUGCUAAACACGAAGGGCCUGGUGGAGCUGGUCGUGCUCAACGUGGGCCUCGACAUCGGCGUCCUCACCAACCAGGUGUUCGCCAUCUUCAUGAUCAUGGCUCUCUGGAACACGUUCCUCACAACACCGGCCGUGUGGCUGCUCUGGACACGACGAGAGAAACAACACAACCCCAAGCGGGUCAAACGGAGGCGAGGACAGGUGUGUCGAUGGUGA